GGAACGACGCCUCGUGUGAUCACAUAUUUCAGAUGCAGCCGCCAGAAGCUGUUUCAGAGAUGACUCUCCUGUGUGUGUGACGCGGUCCGACAACAGGCGCCGCCGGGGGUGCCAGCGCAGGAGACGCAUGGGGCUGGAGGGAGACCCCCGCAGCCGCAGAGUCGAGAAGAGUUUGGAAAAGGCUCAAUCCGUGCCGUCGCCGAUGGAGUUCGCAGCGCGCCUCGCACAGCCAAUCCGCGCGCGAGCUCGUCCGGAGCCCGAGCUCAGUGUGCCACUGUGCGUAAAAUCUACCUGUCAGACGCAGCGGCGGUGCCACGGCGGCGCAGAGAGCCCGGCGAGCGAAGUCCAUUCCUGCACACCCGGAAUCAGCACCCUGUUCGACGGACAGCAUAUGUUGCGCGAAGGAUGGCGUAUCCCCCCCCCACCCCACCCCAAAACAACCUGGUAAUGUGAAGUAAGAGAGGUGUGUCCGUCCGGCUCCGUCGACUCAGUUGCGACGAGGAACGAUGCUGAACGAACCUGCUGGAGAUUUUCAACCACAGCUGCCGGACUGCAAAAUCUUUCUUGGACUCCAUCCUCUGAUCCACUCGACAUCUGAACCCGCCCCUCAUCAUGGAGAGCCUCAGUGAGCUCCAGAACCCUCUUCUGGACAAAACCAGCAGACACGUGGUCCACAACGACUACCAGGGUUACCAGUGUGACUACCCGAGCCAGCCUUACCAGGACAGCCUCAUCGGCUACUACUACACCGGGACUAAUGGCAAGCACAAGACUCAGCAGUUCCUGGACGCGACGUCCCUGCAUCUAGCGGUGGAGGCCUUUUACAGGCCCAACUUCAUCCUGUACAAAGACGACGUGAGCCUCCACAGCAAGGACUCCAAGAGCGAGAGCUUCGAGACCACGUUCACAGAGAGCAAGGACACUGUGCCGGAGGGAGCGACGACAGGAAACACACAAGGGGAGAAGGAUGCGAAGAUCCAGACGGUGUCGUACGAGGUGGAGGACGAGCAGGGUCCCGAGUAUGAGAGUGACAGCUCCAGUGACAGUGAGAGUGAGGACAACUUCAUCGUGCUGCCCCCUCGGGACUACCUGGGCCUAGCCAUCUUCUCUAUGCUCUGCUGCUUCUGGCCCUUGGGCAUCUUUGCCUUUUACUACUCACACAAGACUGGCAAGGCCAUCGCUAAGGGAGACUUCUCCAGAGCAGGGAUGAGCUCCAGAAGAGCCCUGUUCCUGGUUGCUCUUUCCAUUACCAUUGGGACAGGGAUGUAUGUGGGGGUGGUUGUGGCCCUCAUAGCUUACCUGUCCAAGCCUGGACACGUAUAACAAUGGAACCAGCUUGCUACGGGGGGGGGGGACGACGACGGACGACACAGCGAGUGAGAGGAGGCAAGAUAGGACGAAGGUUGGACAGUUUUCUUCGCCUCCCUUGAAGGCAUGUGCCUGAGCUGCUGCCGGCUGUCUGCGUGACGAAGCUAUCUGAAGAGAAACGACUGAACCAGAGAGAGAAGAAGAAGAAGAAGAAGAAGAAGAAGAAGCGUGGAUGGAGUAUUACUUUGACUGCAUAUUGAUCUGGACUGAAUCUUUAUUUAUGGGAUGCGAUAAGGUAUUCCACCACCAUCACAAGAAGAAGAAAAGACUAUAGUGCUGAAAAAAAUGACUACUCUUCCACAAAGACUUACUGUGUUAGAAGAAAUCUGAGCUAAUAACAGUAACAAACUACCUACCUUUUAAAACAUUAGUCCUUUACAGCAUUUCUAUUUUACCUUUACAGUAGAUGUGUUUUCUGUCACUAUUACAGAUUGUGUACCGUCCACUUUGUAAAUUAAUUUCUUCGAAAAACAAUCAGCCAGUGGGUUUAUAUGUUUGUCUGUUCAAGGAAUAAACUGGGAAAUUGAUGCAGGCGGUAAAAAGGGGCCCUUAACAGAAAGAUACUAAGAGUGUACACAAAGCUGCUGAGCAGUGGUCAAGAGGGUUAGUUGUGUUUAUUGUGUACUGUAUAUUUAGUCAAUAAAUACGUUUGGCAUGAAUAAUGAAA
Scophthalmus maximus (turbot) is the source of this 2035-nucleotide messenger RNA. Its product is annotated as synapse differentiation-inducing gene protein 1-like. The coding region runs from base 613 to 1323 and encodes 236 amino acids. Gene Ontology annotation, cellular component: intracellular membrane-bounded organelle; membrane. The record is from RefSeq and is a predicted model, not a curated record. The transcript has 4 exons. Lineage: Eukaryota; Metazoa; Chordata; Actinopteri; Pleuronectiformes; Scophthalmidae.